Periophthalmus magnuspinnatus is the source of this 3146-nucleotide messenger RNA. It is a transcript of the gene il12rb1, whose product is annotated as interleukin 12 receptor subunit beta 1. Bases 68 to 2047 code for a protein of 659 amino acids. Gene Ontology annotation, molecular function: cytokine binding; cytokine receptor activity. Gene Ontology annotation, cellular component: external side of plasma membrane; signaling receptor complex. NCBI's taxonomy places the organism in Eukaryota, Metazoa, Chordata, Actinopteri, Gobiiformes, Gobiidae. The transcript is spliced from 15 exons. Gene Ontology annotation, biological process: cytokine-mediated signaling pathway. The record is from RefSeq and is a predicted model, not a curated record.
CCAGGUAAAACUUAGACCUAAAAUCAGCUCUGUUCUCACUUUCCACUGGCGCCACUGAACGCAGCCAAUGACGCUCCCAUUGUCACUACAAGGAUUUAUAAUAGGGCUGCUGCUUUUCUCUGCAGUCAGUGAAGAUUGUGAUGGCCCCUCAGCUCCUGAGUGCUUCCGCAGAAACAAUAAGGAGUCCAAGUACUUGUGUGAGUGGAGCUCCCCCUACAGAGACCGCAUCCACUACAUCCACUUCUGGAAAGACAACGAUUCAUUUCCCUGCGGGAUGCGGUACAAAGAGGAGAGGCCAAACUGGGCAAAGAUUCGGGAUGAGUGCGUAUUGUACACGACUGAAGUGGCCAUCUGGGUGCAGGUGUCCAACUGCACGUCCCCUAUGACCUGGGUCACGCUACAGGACACAAUUAAAUAUGAGAAUCCACAGAACAUCAUGGUGAGUUGGUUCCUGGGCAACCUGACCCUGCAGUGGAAAGCGCCUGAACAAAACAACGCUGCAGUGGAGAUAUGGCACCGAGCGAACCCCUCACAAACAUGGAACAAGAUAAACAAAACAACAGCCGCUCCAAAAGAUAACAAAUAUGCCCUCACACUGAUAAACCUGGGGAAGACUUCAGCCAAACAGCUCCAAAUCAGACAUAAAUCUACCAAAGCCAAGAACCCUCUUUGGAGCAACUGGGCGAAGGUCCUCACUGACUCCAUUGAGUUUAUCCGAAUCUCAAAAAAACGUAUGAAUGUGACAACAAGAAAAAUGGUAGUUCAAAGAAGACAACUCACGCUAAGGUGGAAGCCACUCGUUAAUGUGGAUGGAGAGGAUGUGAUCUACCGAGUGGAGACUCAAUCGUUCAAAAACUGCUCCUGCCACAAGCAACAAUGGAACACCAGCAAAAGCUGCUACAAAAUAUUUGGAUCCUUCUCCGCUGUCAACCUGUCAGUCACAGCGCUGAACACAGCCAGCUCCUCCCCCCCGGCCCUGUUCCACGUGCCCCCCGAAAACCCACCGAACUUAAAAGUGUGUAAUGAGACGGCCUUGACUGCAAAAACCAAAAAUGUCUGCAGCCAGUGGUAUGAACUUCAAGAUGGGGUAGUGAAAGAAGACACAGUAAUAGUAUUACCAUUUGAUAAAAAGCCUCUUAACAAGUCUGAAGACAAGCAAAGAAUACAAAACGAACUGAAAGAAUUUCUUCCCUAUCUUUAUUUUGAGCAUGGAUGCUAUGACAAAAUACAGCAUACUAUGAAAAUGUGUGUUUACUACAAGAAAGAAGGAGCGCCUGAGAGCCCUCCUCUGUCCUUCGCCACUUCUACCGAAAACCUAAACUUUCUGUCCUGGAAGCCCAUCCCGACAAAAGAGCAGCGUGGAUUCAUCACACACUACUCCCUGUGCAUCCAGACCAGCUCCGAGGAACUGCCCGACUGCAAAAAUAUCUCAUCCUCCUUGAGAAACUACACUCUGAAGGAUCUGAGCCCUGGCACCAAAUAUGACAUCAGCCUAUCGGGCUUCACCAUAGAGGGGGAGGGGCCUAAAGCCAGAGUCACCAUCAACACGCCUCCUGAGAAACCCUACAACGUGGGGCUCAGUUUCAUGUUGCUGGUCAUUUUCUUUAUGUUGUCAACAUCCUGCACUUUCAUUUUCACAAGGAUAAAAAACAAGGUCUUUCCUCCUGUCCCAACUCCAGUGAUCCCCGGGUUCCCAACGGUCCCAGCUGAGGUCCAGGACCUGCUGGAGAGGAAGGAGGAGGUGGACAAAGUGAUCUUGGUCCAGCAUCACCCGGAGUGCUACCCCCUAAAGGACACAGAGAGGAGCUGCACUCUGGAUGGGAUAAGGGUCACAGGCUCCUCACACCUGGAGGGAGAAGAAGAUGAGGAAGAGAACAGGAGUUCACAAAUAGAAAGUGAGAAUAAUGAACAAACACCAAAAGACCCCGCAGAAGAAGAGCUGACUGAUCCAGACCAAAUUCAGAAUGAGAUCGCUCUGCUCGUUUACAGAAACGGACUGGUGUUUGAUGUGAACGUAGACUCAGUUAAUGCAGAGUCCUCAAUGUAGCAUCAAAAUGUAGCUUCACCUGGUUUUAAAGGCGGUCUGUUGUUCUUCUAUGGGGUUUUAACUGCUGCACAUUGUAUCAGGUUUGUGAAGCUGUAGUGUACUGUUUUGUAUCAGGUUUUUGUAUAUUUAUGGAGAACUGUCAUGUGGGAGCUUGUGGGCGGAGCAUUGUACAGAAUCUUACAGCCAACCGCAAGUAGGGUUUGAACAGGGUCCGGGAGAGAUCGCUAAAAUACUCUGUCUGUUUUUGAUGAAGAAACAACAUUACAACAUGUUAUAAAAGCCCCUCCCCUCAUUUGUGAACAGUUUGUGUGAUUAGACCUAAUUUCAGUUUCACAAAAAUACACUGUUUUUUACAUUUUAAAAGAAAAAAAAAAAGAUUAAAUACUUUGUCAGAAUAUGAGACUUACAUUUUGAAAUCAUCUCACAAACCCCACUUUUCUUUAUGGCAGGUCUAUUUGAUAUUUAUUAAAUUACAUGUGUUUUUAUUUCUCAUAAAUAUCUUUCUGUGAGCCACCUCUCUGCAGAUCUGACACGUAACUCGGCCUAGUGAGGUGAUGUCAGGUGCUUGUGUCCAUGGAGACUGAUACUGUUUAAUGUUUGUUUAAUUCCAUUCUCUAGAACAUUAUAGGAAAAGCACUAACACCUCCAUGGAGACCAGCAGCAAAAAACAAGUUACAUAACGCACCUUUUAAUGCAUUGGAUGAAGUGUAAACGAAUAGAAAUUGUUACAUCGCUUUUAGUAACGAUAGUAACGAUAGUCAGAACAUUUAGGUGAUACAUUAUAUUAUAUAUGUAGAUGUAAAGGGCCUGUAUUACGUUGUUUUUGUUAUAAUGUUUCCUCAUCAAUAACAGCCCCUGAGUUGUUUUAUUCACACGUGUAACACACAAACCCUGCGUGUUUAGGCUCAGUUCUUCUCUCAAACUGAAACACUCUGUUCCACCUUGUGAUGAUGUCAGGUGCUAAUACAGGAAGUGCUCCACUGUGUUUUUAAACUCCACACACCUUCACUAGAAUCUUUGGAUGAUUUCAGCCCUGCGCAUCUCUACAGAACUAAAGGUAAAACGUAGCUGUUAACUUGAAAAUUACCACUACAUGACA